Spodoptera exigua (beet armyworm) is the source of this 1822-nucleotide messenger RNA. Lineage: Eukaryota; Metazoa; Arthropoda; Insecta; Lepidoptera; Noctuidae. The record is from the annotation of a GenBank genome assembly.
ACAUUUAGAGCAGGCUCGCCACAGAAAUAUUUCAAGUUACCUGACUAGUUGGUACUAUUGGUAGCUAGCAACAGUUCAGUGGACACAGUCGCGUCAGCCGGUCGUGCGAGAGCCGCGACACCACAAAAAUGUCGAAGAAAGUAUUGGAAUCGAAGCCGAAGGCGAGCGCCAGCAGCGACAAUGUGACGGAGACCACUCCGCUGGUGGGCAAGAAGGAUGGAGAUGGGGAGCGUCCAGGUCUCACCAUGCACCAGACUUCCAUCUUGAUUGCUGGAGAGAUGGCUGGGAGCGGUGUGCUGGCACUGCCACGGGCCCUCGUCAAGACCGGAUGGGUUGGUGUUCCAAUCAUCAUACUGGUGUGCUUGAUGGCCGCAUUCAGUGGCAAGAGGUUGGGUGACUGCUGGUCUAUACUGGAGGCUCGUGACCCAGAGAUGAGGACCCGCAAGAGGAACCCUUACGCGAUUAUCGCAGAACAGUCGCUCGGCAAGGCCUGGAGUGUGGUUGUAUCGAUGGCGAUGAUCGUGACCCUGUUCGGUGCCUCUGUGGUGUACCUGCUGCUGGCGGCUCAAAUCAUCGAGGCGGUACUCCUCUCCCUCGUGCCUUCCCUCACCAUCUGCACCUGGUACCUCAUUGUCGUCGGCGCCAUGACACCACUGCUGUUCUUCGGAACGCCUAAAGAUUUCCAUUUGAUGGGUCUUCUUGCCUUCGGCUCCUCGGUGGUCGCGUGUAUCCUGUACUUCAUUGAGAUGAUGAACGAGGCUUCACCAUACACCUUCCGUUAUGGUAUCCACGGAUUCAUGGACUUCUUCCUGGCAAUGGGAACACUUAUGUUCGCGUUCGGAGGAGCGUCCACAUUCCCCACCAUACAGAACGACAUGGCAGACAAAAGCAAGUUUGGAAAGAGUUUGCAGUACGGUUUCCUUGCUGUGCUCAUCCUGUACCUGCUGAUCGCCAUCGGUGGUUAUGCGGUGUUUGGCGAGCGAGUGCUGCCCAACGUGGCGCUCUCCAUGGCGGCCACCCCGUUGACGCUGGCCGCUAACGUGCUGAUGGCUAUCCACUUGUUGGCCGCGUUCAUCAUCAUCAUCAACCCCGUCUGCCAGGAGGUCGAGGAACUGUACAGUGUGCCCAGAGAUUCCGUUGGUUGGCGUAUGGCGGUGCGCGUGUCUAUAAUGCUGGCGCUGCUCUUCAUUGGCGAGAGUAUCCCUCGGUUCUACACCCUCCUGGCUCUGAUUGGUGCCACCACCAUCGCCCUACUCACCUACAUUCUGCCCUCUGUCUGCUACCUCCAGCUUGUGAACCAGCCCGUCCCUGAGGGACAAACACCCAUCGAGUCGCCCGGCUGGAUGAAGAUGGUGUGCUACGAGGUGAUAGCGCUGGGCAUCGUGGGAGGCGUAGCGGCUUCCAUCAGUGCCUUCGGAGCCAUCUUCAGCACGUCGAUGGCUGUGCCCUGCUACUUGUGAUCACACACAACUCAUACGCAGCUCUACAAUACAUUCACUUCAAUAUGUAUAGAUACAAUAUUUGAGCUGCUGUUAAAUCUUUUAAUGAAAACUAAAUAAAUAUAAAAAUAAAACAUUCUUUUGAAUUUUGUGUUGGGACCAGAUCCAGGCCACUUGUAACGCUAACUGUAGGUAAUGUUUACUAUGCGCUUGAUCAUAAAAGAGUCUCAGAAUGCUGGUAGGUUGUAAUAAGUAACCACGUUAGACUAGGCUAUGUAUCUACUUACAUUUAAACACAUUGUCUGUUAAUCGAAUAUAGGGGAGAAGGACGCCCCUCUUUGUAAUAAUAUUUGCCAUGAUAAGAGCUCGAUAUAAUAUUAAUU